UGAUAUACAGGGUAUAAAAACACUAAGCUAACAGUCCUAACACCCUCUGUUGCUUAGUUCGUCUAUUUGAUACUCCAACAUUUUUGUACAGAUGACAGGAAACCUAUGUAGGAGGCGAGGAGCCGCUCCUUAACCGUCGACCACCGUUCACCAUCGCCGUCAAAUGCUUCUCCCAUGUCACUAGCUGUCAUCGUCGUGCACUGCUGCUCUCACGUCCAUAUUUAGAGUAACUAGUACCUAAGUAGCACCGGGAUGGAAAUGCAAACGGAAACGGAGACGGAAACGGAGACGAGGAAACUCUAAACUCAAAAUAUCAAGAUACGGGGUCUUCAGGGUUGCCGUUUAGGCAACACCUAGCUAUAUUUGUUCGGUGGUGUUUCGUUCAGGCGAGCACGGUGCCGAGAUCUUCUGUUAUUGGCAGCGAGCGUGGAGGGCACACCGAGAACUCUCGCAGGGUAGCGACAUGAGUAUUUUAUUGUGGAAUUGUAGAGGACUGGCGAUUGGGGCAGAGGAAGAAGAACUGGAUCUAGAUGAAGCUGAUGUUGAGUGUGUGGCGGAUGAGCGGCGGGCGCGUCCCCCUUCGGAGCCGCCGCCCUGGAGUACAACGCCUAAGUGGAUUCAGUUUCAAAGGCAGAAGAUUUGGGUGCUUGUGCAGGUUAACCAGUUCGGGCGACAGAUCAAGCUUUUUAGUUGUAUUUUCUUAUUUCCAGACUAUUCUGUUUGUUUUGGGUUUUGUUUUGUUUUUGUGUUUCCUUUCCGUGAGACGAUUGAUUUGGAUAUGGGGAAUAAGGGAAUUGGGGUAACCGUCUGUGGCUCAUUUGUGCCCAUUAAUGGAUCAGCGAGUUAUAUUACUUCUGUUGAGGUGAUUAAUUCCGAGUCUGAUUCGCGGGACAGCGGUUGUCAGGAUUCUGUUUGUCGGAUUACCCAUUAUCUAAAUGUUGAGAUAUCAAUAUAAGCCUAAUUCUUC
Cuscuta europaea is the source of this 967-nucleotide messenger RNA. Lineage: Eukaryota; Viridiplantae; Streptophyta; Magnoliopsida; Solanales; Convolvulaceae. The record is from the annotation of a GenBank genome assembly.